This is a messenger RNA of Candoia aspera, 2166 nucleotides long. It is a transcript of the gene ALDH9A1, whose product is annotated as aldehyde dehydrogenase 9 family member A1. The coding region runs from base 128 to 1684 and encodes 518 amino acids. NCBI's taxonomy places the organism in Eukaryota, Metazoa, Chordata, Lepidosauria, Squamata, Candoiidae. Gene Ontology annotation, molecular function: aminobutyraldehyde dehydrogenase (NAD+) activity; 4-trimethylammoniobutyraldehyde dehydrogenase (NAD+) activity. The record is from RefSeq and is a predicted model, not a curated record. The transcript is spliced from 12 exons.
CAGAGAGGGCCUACUUUACCAGACGAGGGAGCAGAGCUGUACAAAGGAUUUCGAAGGCCGCUUCCACUUCGAAGAGAGAUCCUCGGCACGCGGGCGUAGAGGCCGAAACCCUUGCAUCACACCUCGGAUGCUUUUCAGUUCCAGUCUGUCGAUCCUUCUGCGCAGCUUCCCUCGUCUAUUCCACUCUCCUGCAAUGAGCACCAUUACUGGUACAUUUCAACUGCAGCAGCCCCUUAACUAUCGAGGAGGUGCCCGUCACCAGCCUGUGGAUGGGGAUCACAGUGAGGAGAUUUAUGAACCAGCAACUGGCAGAGUUAUUGGGAACUUACCCUUCUCUGGUGAGAAGGAGGUAGAUCUGGCUUUAAAGAAUGCACAUGUUGCUUUUAAAAUAUGGAAUCAGAAAUCGGGCAUGGAACGGAGCAGCAUUCUGCUGGAGGCAGCCCGAAUUAUCCGGGAAAGAAGAGAAGAAAUUGCUACCAUAGAAACAAUCAACAAUGGGAAAUCCAUCUUUGAAGCUCUCGUGGACAUUGAUAUAUCUUGGCAGUGCCUGCAGUACUAUGCUGGUCUAGCUGGCUCCUUGGCAGGUCAGCAUGUCCAGCUCCCCGAGGGAUCCUUUGCUUAUACCAGAAGAGAACCUCUUGGAGUCUGUGUUGGGAUAGGGGCUUGGAACUACCCUUUUCAGAUUGCCUGCUGGAAAUCAGCCCCUGCUUUGGCCUGUGGUAAUGCCAUGGUCUUCAAGCCUUCUCCCUUCACCCCCAUUUCCAUUGUGAUGCUGGCAGAGAUCUACAAUCAGGCUGGUGUUCCCAAGGGACUUUUCAACGUGGUGCAGGGCGGAGCUGCCACAGGCCAGUUCCUGUGCCAGCACCCAGAUGUGGCCAAGGUCUCAUUCACUGGGAGUGUGCCCACAGGUGUUAAGAUUAUGGAAAUGGCAGCCAAAGGGAUCAAACCUGUUACCUUAGAGUUAGGGGGAAAGUCCCCCCUCAUCAUCUUCUCUGACUGUGUUUUGGAUAAUGCUGUGAAAGGAGCCCUCAUGGCUAACUUUCUUACCCAGGGCGAGGUUUGCUGCAAUGGUACUCGGGUGUUUGUACAACGAGCGAUCCUCCAGGCUUUCACCAAAGAAGUUGUGAAACAGACCCAGAACAUCAAAAUUGGUGACCCCCUGCUGCAAGAUACAAGGAUGGGAGCACUUAUCAACAAGGCACACCUGGAAAAGGUCUUGAGUUUUGUUAAACAAGCAAAGGAGCAGGGUGCAGAAGUGCUGUGUGGAGGGAAUGCGUUUGUGCCAAAUGACUCCAAUCUGAAAAAUGGCUUUUAUAUGUCCCCUUGUGUCUUAGGAAACUGCAAGGACAGCAUGACAUGUGUAAAAGAGGAGAUUUUUGGGCCAGUCAUGUCUAUUCUGCCCUUUGACACAGAAGAAGAGGUCCUAGAGAGAGCCAACAACACCCGUUUUGGCCUGGCAGGAGGUGUCUUCACCAGAGAUAUCCAGCGUGCCCACAGAGUAGCAGCUGGUCUCCAGGCUGGGAUGUGCUUCAUCAACAACUAUAACGUCAGUCCUGUGGAGCUUCCCUUUGGGGGAUACAAGAUGUCAGGAUUUGGCCGAGAGAAUGGCGAAGCAGCAAUUGAAUACUAUUCCCAGCUGAAGACGGUCUUUGUGGAAAUGGGCAAUGUAGAAUCAGUGUUCUAAUGGCCCUAGUCUAGCUGAUUGCUUCCAGUUAGUGUACUAUGGAGAUGCUAUGUACAACGGAAGCUGGAAGUGGUCUUUGCAGUGGCUGAUCACAUUGUUUCUGCUAGUUUGAAUUUUGUUGUUUGUCUUUCCUUUCUUCUCUUGAAAGUACAUAAUGGAAAAAAGAGAAACAGUCACUGACCAUAAGACUUUUUGCCACCAGGCCCAUAUAACUUUCUGAUACCUCUUGCCAAGUUUUCUGACUUAAGCAUAGUAGCACAGAGUCUCACCAGAAUACGGCAGCAUAUAUCUGGUUCUAGAUCUUGAGACAACGUAUCUUCCUGAUCUAUUGAACUUGGUUGUCACCUCACUACCCAGAAACAGUAACUAAACACCUGCACAAAGCAGGUUGAUUGUAUUUCUACUGCCUUUUCUAGGUAGGCUGUUUUAUACAAUGCAUUUUGAGCAAAUAAAGGUGCUGGUGUUGAGCGUUGAUUGCACAA